Molecule: messenger RNA, 765 nt
Organism: Sorghum bicolor (sorghum)
Lineage: Eukaryota; Viridiplantae; Streptophyta; Magnoliopsida; Poales; Poaceae
Exons: 2
Coding region: 1-765 (254 amino acids)
Source: RefSeq, a predicted model, not a curated record
AUGUCGCCCAGAGGUAGAGGACGUGGAAGGGGUGCUCCACUCAACCCACCUGCCACCAUCGAACAGCUACUGGCAGUCCAGACGCAGCUCAUGGAAGCCCUGGUGAACAACCAACAGAAUCAUCCAAUCGGAGGGGCACCACCACGUGUUAAGCGGGGCGAAUUCUCGAAAGGCCACCCCCCUAUGUUCGCACAUGCCAUUGACCCACUAGAGGCAGAUGACUGGCUUCGUGCAGUGGAGAAGCAAUUCAACAUAGCACAGUGUGAUGAUAGGCAGAAGGUGUUGUUCUUAUCUGGACAACUCCAGGGAGAUGCUCAGACAUGGUCUUACCACAUACUAGAAGGGCUAAUAGAACUGAAGGCAGAGGAGUUCCGGAGCUUGAAGCAGGGAUCUAUAAUAGUUCCGGAGUACCGGGACAAGUUUGCUCAGCUGUCACGCUAUGCUCCAAACGAGGUGGCUAACGAUGCUGAUAAACAGCGCCUCUUUCUGAAGGGAUUGUAUGAUGGUCUCCAACUCCAACUAAUGUCCAAUGAAUACCCCAACUAUCAUACGCUUGUGAACCGUGCUAUUGUAGUGGAUAACAAGCGUAAGGAGAUGGAUGCUAAAAGGAAGCGGAUGCAGGGACAGGCCUCUGGAAGUAAUUCUCGUCCACGCACCAACCAGCAGCAAGGUUCUCAGCAAAGGUACCAAGGACCACCUUCACAGUGGAAUCGUGGUCAGUACCCCCAGCGCAAUCAGUUUCAGCAGCACCUGCAGAACCAGUAG